Pollicipes pollicipes is the source of this 656-nucleotide messenger RNA. RefSeq lists its product as uncharacterized. The record is from RefSeq and is a predicted model, not a curated record. NCBI's taxonomy places the organism in Eukaryota, Metazoa, Arthropoda, Thecostraca, Pollicipedomorpha, Pollicipedidae. The transcript has 3 exons. The coding region runs from base 158 to 478 and encodes 106 amino acids.
AAAGUCAAUUACCGCGCAGUUAGCACAGCUACCGAGGGACAAAAAUAUUUGAAAAGUGGGUUGCGCCCCGUCGAUGCUGUUGGGCGAUGGUACUGCGCUUUAAUCGGUCAGGAGUCCCUUCGAACUGUUAGCGGAAAUUUCUUAGGUCGCGGCCCUGAUGAAAAGGACUAAUGGUCAUGACAGCCAGGGGACAGAAAAUUCUACUAAGCUCGAAGAACUGCGAGUGCUGGAUUCGGAGCUGAGUAGUCUGAAAAAGGGCGCCAGGGUGUACGUGCAGCAGCCUAACAGCCAGGUGUUCUUCCUGAGCCGGCUGCCCGAGAUCCGCUCCUCCGUCAAGCAGCAGCUGGCCGAGCAAACCGCGGGCGCCAAGGAGCAGCUGACCCAGCAAACCACGGCCGCCAAGCAGCAGCUGACCCAGCAAACCGCGGCCGCCAAGCAGCAGCUGACAGAGCAUACCACGGCCGCGAAGCAGUCAUGAACAAGGAGAUCGUCCGUUCGAACCAGUGGCUGAUGGAGACGCUGGGCACUGCCGACGUGCCGGCCUACGAGGUCGACAAGCGUACGCUGGCCCUGCUGCAGCAGCUGCAGCGCACCGUCGAGGUCAACGAUGCGAGGGCGCGCGCGCUGACGGCGCACCUGCGCCGUGCGCGCGCCGA